Knipowitschia caucasica is the source of this 1764-nucleotide messenger RNA. Lineage: Eukaryota; Metazoa; Chordata; Actinopteri; Gobiiformes; Gobiidae. The record is from the annotation of a GenBank genome assembly.
AUGUACGACGCAGUGCACGUGGUUGCCGUGGCAGUGCAGCAGUCUCCACAAGUCACCGUCAGCUCGCUCCAGUGUAACCGCCAUAAGCCCUGGAGGUUCGGCAACCGCUUCAUGUCCCUCAUCAAAGAGGCUCACUGGGACGGUCUUACAGGGAGGAUCACUUUUAAUCGCACCAACGGCCUCCGCACCGACUUCGACCUGGACGUCAUCAGUCUGAAGGAGGAUGGGCUGGAGAAGAUCGGCACAUGGGACCCCUCCAGUGGACUCAACAUGACUGAAAACCAGAAAGGGAAGGGCACCAAUGUGUCAGACUCUCUGGCCAACCGCUCUCUUGUCGUCUCCACCAUCUUGGAGGAGCCGUACGUGAUGUUUAAGAAGUCGGACAAGCCGCUGUUCGGGAACGACCGCUUCGAGGGGUACUGCAUCGACCUGCUGCGAGAGCUGGCGGCCAUAUUGGGCUUUAACUAUGAGAUCCGCCUGGUGGAGGAUGGGAAGUAUGGCGCUCCGGAUGAUAACACUGGACAGUGGAACGGCAUGGUCAAGGAGCUCAUGGACCAUAGGGCUGACCUGGCUGUGGCUCCCCUGUCCAUCACGUACAUUCGCGAGAAGGUGAUCGACUUCUCCAAGCCCUUCAUGACGCUGGGGAUAAGUAUUCUGUACCGAAAGCCAAACGGGACCAACCCCGGCGUCUUCUCCUUCCUCAACCCCCUAUCGCCCGAUAUCUGGAUGUAUAUUCUGCUGGCUUACUUGGGUGUCAGUUGUGUGCUGUUUGUCAUAGCCAGGUUCAGUCCCUAUGAGUGGUACAACCCGCACCCCUGCAACCCCGACUCGGACGUGGUGGAGAACAAUUUCACGCUGCUCAAUAGUUUCUGGUUUGGAGUCGGAGCUCUCAUGCAGCAAGGCUCUGAGCUCAUGCCCAAAGCCUUGUCCACCAGGAUCGUGGGGGGGAUCUGGUGGUUCUUUACGCUCAUCAUCAUCUCCUCGUACACGGCUAACCUGGCAGCUUUCCUCACUGUGGAGCGCAUGGAGUCGCCCAUAGACUCUGCUGACGACCUGGCUAAGCAGACCAAGAUCGAGUAUGGCGUGGUGGAAGAUGGGGCGACCAUGGCUUUCUUCAAGAAAACAAAAAUCUCGACAUACGAUAAGAUGUGGGAGUUUAUGAGCAGCCGACGACACUCUGUGAUGGUCAAGAACAUGGACGAGGGAAUCCACCGCGUUCUGACCUCGGACUACGCCUUCCUCAUGGAGUCCACCACCAUCGAGUACGUCAUCCAGAGGAACUGCAACCUCACGCAGGUCGGAGGACUCAUCGACUCGCGGGCGUAUGGAGUCGGCACACCUAUGGGCUCUCCGUACCGGGACAAAAUGACCAUCGCCAUCUUGCAGCUGCAGGAGGAGGGAAAGCUGCACAUGAUGAAGGAGAAAUGGUGGAGAGGAAACGGCUGUCCAGAAGAGGAGAGCAAAGAGGCCAGCGCUCUGGGGGUGCAGAACAUCGGGGGAAUCUUCAUUGUGUUGGCGGCCGGCCUCGUCCUCUCCAUCUUUGUCGCAGUCGGAGAGUUUCUGUACAAAUCCAAACAAAACGCACAACUAGAAAAGCGGUCCUUCUGCAGUGCCAUGGUGGACGAGCUCCGCGUGUCUUUAAAGUGCCAGCGCCGCCUCAAACACAACAAGCCUCAGCAGCCCCUCAUGGUCAAGACCGAAGAAGUCAUCAACAUGCACACGUUUAACGACCGCAGACUGCCCGGCAAAGAAACCAUGGCUUAG